AUGAAACUACAAGAAUGGCUUGAGAAGGGUGGAGCUGAAGGCCUCGGUUGGCUGCAACUAGAGAACUUUCCUGAUACUGGUCGAGGUGUUAAAACGCUUCGACCUCUUAAGUUUAACGAUGUAGUCCUUACAAUACCGGGAUCCUUUCUUUGGUCAGUAGACGCAGCAUUUGAUGACUCCGUUCUUGGUCCCACCAUACGCUCCGUAAAACCAUCUUUAUCAGUAGAGGAUAUAUUAGCGGUGUUUCUUCUUUUUAUCAAAUCACGCCAAGAAGAGUACGAGGGAAGAGGAGCGCAUAUAAAAUUAUUACCAACUAGCUAUACAAUGAGUGUGUUUUUUAGCGAUGAAGAACUUGAAGUCUGCUCCGGCUCGUCACUUUAUCAUCUUACUCAACAAUUGAAACAGCAAAUCAAAGACGAUUAUUUUCAUCUCCUCAAUAACUUGUUUUCUAAACAUCCGGAUCUUUUUCCUUUGGAAAAGUUUACACAAAAUGAUUAUAUGUGGGCCCUUUGUUCAAUUUGGAGUCGUGGUAUGGAUUUCCAAUUACCUGACAAGCAAUUCCGAUGCAUCGCACCUUUUGCUGACAUGCUGAAUCAUUCCCCUGACGUUCAACUUUGCCAUAUUUACAAUCCUCGAUCGGAUAGCUUACAGGUAUUGGCAGGAAAAGACUACACAAUAGGCGAACAGGUCUUCAUCAACUAUGGUCCUGUUCCCAAUAACCGACUCCUUCGUCUCUAUGGUUUCAUUCUCCUUAACAAUCCAUAUGACUCCUACGAUCUUGUUCUUACUACACAUCAUGGAGCACCCUUGUAUGAUCAAAAAAUCGCCCUGCUUGAAUCGGCUGGUUUACAAGUCAAUGCCACCUUCUCUCUCAAACUCUCUGAUCCCCUUCCAUUGGAUGUGCUUCGCUAUUUACGGAUUCAGCGCUUAUUAUCCUCAGAAAUUUCUACAAUGAACGUUAACCGUGGAGCCAAAAAUAUAGUCUGUGCUCGUAACGAGGCUGAGAUUUUAAAGGCUUUGAUCGAAGCAUUUGAGGGUCUAUUGGCUAAGUUUGGCACCCCUCUUGAAGACCUCGAAGCAAAAAUUUCUUCUAAUAUAUAUAAACAAAGUGAUAACGUAUGGGCAGCGGCACACGUCAGUAUUGGGGAGCAGAGAAUUUUGAGGAUGGCAUUGCAGAAAACAAGAGAGCUCCUUGCGUUGAUUAUUUGUGCUCAGUGUGGAAAGGUGGAUGAGGAUAAUAAGCGUUGUGCGAGAUGUCGAAGAGUGGUAUAUUGUGGGAGGGAUUGUCAAAAAACCCACUACAAGGAACAUAAGUUUGUAUGCAAUUGA
Ambispora gerdemannii is the source of this 1329-nucleotide messenger RNA. The record is from the annotation of a GenBank genome assembly. Lineage: Eukaryota; Fungi; Glomeromycota; Glomeromycetes; Archaeosporales; Ambisporaceae.